Trametes versicolor FP-101664 SS1 is the source of this 1998-nucleotide messenger RNA. RefSeq lists its product as uncharacterized. Lineage: Eukaryota; Fungi; Basidiomycota; Agaricomycetes; Polyporales; Polyporaceae. The record is from RefSeq and is a predicted model, not a curated record. The transcript has 2 exons. The coding region runs from base 1 to 1998 and encodes 665 amino acids.
AUGCUAGCCACGGAGGGCCUCUGGGAGCCGUCGAGGGAAGACGAAGACUCGCUUGUCCGAUUGCGCGAAAGGCUCGGUCUUAUCCCUGCGGACAGUAGCCACGAAGGCCACAACCACCUCGAUGACAUCGACCAUGUUGGUGCUAGCCAUCGUUCGCGGUCCGCGGAGCGCGCCAAGCCAGUAGAACGUGCGCGGACACCGGAUUACCAUCCCAAGUCGCCUCCACACUCGCCAGGGAAGCCGAAAGGACAGCACAAUCCCAUCGUACAAAUUCCUGCAGUGCAGACGCCGCUACUUCCUGUACAGACCACCGCUCCCACUGUUCUCCCUCUAGAGCUCGUUCAAGAACUGAAUCACACGUUCUUCCUCCACUUGCUUGCCACGGACCCGGAGCGCGUCCUUCCCCCUGGCAAGUCGCUUCUGUCUACUAUGACAUCCCCACGCGCCCAGGCGCGCGAGGGCGGAGUACCCAAGCUCGAAGGACGCGUCCAUGAUAUGGUCCAUAGGGCUUUCUGGGAGGAUGCGUUAAAGACGUUGUCGGAUCCCUCACCUGCCGUACAGCUACCAAGGCUCAAGGCCCUGUAUGCAGACCUUCUCGAUGCGUUGAAACCCCUUCUUUCCCGCAGCCAUCCAAUUUUGGUCACCCUCUCAUCCCCGCUAUCGCCUACCUCAGCGCCUCUACGAUCCGGUAUCAUGCACCUCCGAGAGAUAUUGGUUGCACUGCGCUCGCGGUGUGCGCCUGCGCGUGACGCGCAUAUCGAUAAGCUCAUCAUGAAGGUUGACGAGCCGAGUCAAAUGGCCUCCACCGCUGAGCUUGCCCAGCUUAUAGUUGACACCACACGCGCCAUCCUCGAACUGACGGAGGAAAUGAAGGACGACCUGUCCCAGUGCGUGUUAGGCGAAAUGGAUGAGAAGGACCUGAAGGCGGUCAUCACUCAGCAGGCAAUGCUACGCGAGAAGACACUCGUCCUCCAGCUCUGGCCGCCCAGCAGGAUAGAGCCCGCGUGGAAGGCAUGGCUAGACGGGCUGCAAACGACCUUGUUCCCUAAUGCCCACUCUAUUCAAUCACCUCAACAUCGGUGGGUUUACAGACUAGUCCAAGCUCUCGGUGCCGGCAGCCCUGUCGUCUGCCCACUUCCGACCAUCCGCAUCCCCGGGUCCGGGGCCUCGCAGGCAGAGGAAGUACACGGUGUGGACAAGCCACUCAACGCAUUGCCGCCUCCCUUCUUCGUACCCUGCGCCAGCCUCCUAGUCGCGCAAAACUACCUCCAGGCCCUCGUGAUCGCAGCAUCUCUCCGCUCGCUCGUUCGCAUCCCUCCAAAAUUCGCGAGCUCGCGCGACGCGGACGAUGGCCUAAGCUUCAUGGAGCGUGUGUGGGUGCUGCUCAAGAGCUCCCUUGAGGAGGAGUCCAGCGAUGGCGAGGGCCAGACGAAGAUUAUCAACCUUGAAGACGAGGUCGUGCGCGUCCGUCGCGCCUGCGCCGACGCCGAGUACCCGUGCACCCCCGAGGAAGAACAACGCCUGCGCACCGCGGUCGACCGCACGCUGCAUCCCACCGAUCCCGUUUUCCUUCUCUUGCAGAAACGCUUAGUGCAGGGAUUGGCUACGUGGCUCGUCUCCGUUCCCUCACAUUCCGAGGAACACGGGAGUGGGCCAACUAGUCGCGCCACCUCGCCCACUCCCAUUCACAUGCGGACGGGUCGUGACCGCCCCGGCAAGCGGCCGCGCCUUCACCUUGGGCUCGACGAUCCGAAAAGCGUAUUUGUCGGGUGGGAGCGCGAGCGCGCACGCCCUCCUGUCAUCAAAGGCUUUGAGGACGAUGUUUUCGUGAGGGAGGUGUGGGAGACGUUCAAGAAGAUUGGUGCGGUCGUGGACUGGACGGACACCAUCUGGCAAGAUCUCAUCGAGACGGGGGAGGUGGGUGGCCCGAGCAGGCCACCAAGUCGCGCGAAGAGAGACUUGUCGAGGGAGAAGUCGCCGGCGCCCGCACACAGGUGA